This is a messenger RNA of Drosophila busckii, 1651 nucleotides long. Its product is annotated as UDP-glucuronosyltransferase 2C1-like. The transcript has 4 exons. Lineage: Eukaryota; Metazoa; Arthropoda; Insecta; Diptera; Drosophilidae. Gene Ontology annotation, molecular function: UDP-glycosyltransferase activity. The record is from RefSeq and is a predicted model, not a curated record. The coding region runs from base 54 to 1634 and encodes 526 amino acids.
CGUUCUGGAUCGGUUGUGUUAUUUCGUUUAGUGCAUACGAAUUAAUUGUUAAAAUGCAACUCAAGGAUGGCUCUAGACUCCUUUUGUUGUGUCUUUUGGCACUACAGCAAUUUGAUUUUAAUGCCGGUGCACGCAUUCUUGCACCCUUUGUCUUCCCCGGAAAAAGUCACUUUAUGAUGACCAACGCAAUAAUUAGAGAAUUAGUCAAACAAGGACAUGAGGUCACCUUUGUUACACCCUUCUCCCUAGCCAAUGAAAAGUUGGGAGCCAACUACACGGAAAUAUUAAUAAAACAAUGGCCCAUAUGGCCGACAUUGCUAAAACUAACCAAUGCCAAAUCAAUUAUGGAUAUGACUGAUAUGUCUACGGAGGAAAUGCUUAAAAUGGUCUAUAUUAUGGGCUUGGAGAGCACGGACUUUGCACUUGAGCAGCCUGAAUUUCAAAAGCUUGUACAUGCCAAAGAUAAAGUGGGCAAAUAUGAUUUAUUGCUAGCCGAACAGUUCUACAAUGAGGGCGCCUAUAUACUGGGUCAUCUCUAUCAAAUACCCAUUGUCACUAUAACAACUUCAGCUUACCACAACGUGUAUGAUUCGUUUGUGGGCACAAUUACACCCUGGUCCUAUUCCCCACAUUUGUACAAGCCCUAUACAGAACACAUGUCGCUAACACAGCGCAUAAACAGUAUUUACACUUGUCUACUGGAAGAGGCCAUACGCGCCUUUUGGUAUUAUCCUAAGCAGGAUGCUAUUAUGAGAAAACACUUUUCCAAAAUUAUGCCUGUAGUGCCUACGAUCAAGCAGCUGCAACGCAACGUUUCUGCUAUAUUGUUCAAUAGUUAUAUGCCCUUGGAAAGUCCCAGACCUUUAGCUUUUAAUACCAUUCCAGUGGGUGGACUACAUAUAAAGCCACCUAAAGCUUUGCCAGCUAAUAUCAAAAAGUUUCUAGAUGAAGCUAAACAUGGAGCGGUCUACUUUAGUUUGGGUUCCCAAGUACGCAGUGCUGAUCUUCCUCCAGAGAAGCUCGAGAUCUUCCUUAAAGUGUUUCGUGGCAUGAAGCAGCGCAUUUUGUGGAAGUUUGAGGAUGAACAGCUGCCAAAUCUUCCCGCUAAUGUGAUGGUGCAAAAGUGGAUGCCUCAGAACGAUAUACUCGCUCAUCCGAAUGUUAAGGUUUUUAUCGCUCAUGGCGGUCUCUUUGGCACACAAGAAGCUGUUUAUCAUGGCGUGCCCGUGCUGGGUAUGCCCUUCUAUGCGGAUCAGUAUCUCAACAUAGAGAAAGGCAAAAAUGCAGGCUUUACGCUGGGCCUGGACUAUCGCUAUAUAACAGAAGAACAACUACGCAGCUCGCUGACUGAACUUCUGGAGAAUCCAAAGUACAUGGCUAACAUGAAGCGUGCCUCCAAAGUCUUUCGGGAUCGUCCGCUGAGUGGCAUGGAUACGGCCAUGUAUUGGAUCAACUAUGUUAUCGAGCAUCGUGGUGCGCCUCACAUGAUUGCAGCGGGUGUGGAUAUGCCGUUUUAUCAGUUCUAUAUGCUGGACAUUGUGGCGAUUGCUUUGGCUUUAGUGCUGCUACCUACUUUAGCACUCUGUCUAUGCUGCUGCAAGGCUUCCAAGAAUAAGAAGCAGAAGCUACACUAGGUCUUAGUUUAAAGAGC